Tribolium madens (black flour beetle) is the source of this 1150-nucleotide messenger RNA. RefSeq lists its product as uncharacterized. NCBI's taxonomy places the organism in Eukaryota, Metazoa, Arthropoda, Insecta, Coleoptera, Tenebrionidae. Bases 64 to 921 code for a protein of 285 amino acids. The record is from RefSeq and is a predicted model, not a curated record. Gene Ontology annotation, molecular function: DNA binding. The transcript is spliced from 3 exons. Gene Ontology annotation, biological process: DNA integration; DNA recombination.
AUGGUUAAGAAUUGUUUUGUUUCGUUGAUAUUUACAUUUUUCACUAUUUUGUUGAUUUGAGAAAUGUGUGUUGUGAAUCAUAAAAUGACCGAAAACGAGGAUAAUUCAUCUGUAAUUAGACUGUUAGCUGAACAAGCCGAACAGAGGUUAAUUCCCGAGAAAUCUAAAGAAGCGUAUGUCAAGGAAUACGAAAAAUUUUCCAAGUGGAUGAUCACGACAAACCAGACGGUGAUAGAUGAAACAUUAAUGCUUGCAUAUAUGAAUCAAAUGUCAAGCCAUUACAAGUCAUCAUCAAUGUGGUGCAUCCACUCCAAACUGCAAACGAUGCUGCGAAUCAAACACGGGGUGGACAUUGCUUCUUUUCAUAAACUACAUGCGUUUAUGAAAAGCACCAACAAAGGACAUGAGGCUAAAAAGUCUUGGGUGUUUACAGAAGAGGAACUACGCAAAUUUUUCGUUACAGCACCUGACGAUACCUUUUUAUUUUUGAAGGUUGUAGCUAUUUGUGGGAUUUUUGGCUCGUGCAGGAGGCAAGAAAUGUGUGACCUACGCUUGUCGGAUAUUAAAGAAAAAGGGUCUAUUUUGCUAAUUACUAUUCGACCAUGUAAGACUGAAAAAGGUAGAAAUUUUGCUGUAAUUGAUGAUUCUGAGAUACCAUACCUUCAAAUUUUAAAAAAAUAUCUUUCACUGCGGCCAGAUCAGGUGUCCACGGAUAGAAUGUUCUUAAAAUACAGCAAAGGCAAAUGUAUCAGGCUGGUUGUCGGAAUGAAUACUUUUGGUCAAUGUCCGUCUCUUGUUGCGACCUAUCUAAAGCUUCCAGAUGCUAAAAAAUACACAGGCCACGCGUUUCGACGGACUUCUGCAACAAUCAUGGCAAAUAUUGGAAUGAGCGUGGAUGAACUUAAACGACAAGUUGGGUAGAAGUCUUCAACGGUGGCAAAUUCGUAUGUUGAAGAGUCUACCACGAAUAAACUUUGUGUGUCAAGGCGCAUUAUUGGGGCAGUAAGUGGAAGUAAUACUAUUACAUCUGUGGCUCCAAAAAGGAAUGUAUGUGAAACAGCGCAAUGGGGGGGGUCUUCUACUAGUUUAAAUAAUAACGAUGUAAUUAAACGUUCCGGGUUACAAUUUUCAAACAACAGUAAUUGUACGA